AAGCCGGUUUUUGGCUCCCAGCGUUGAUGGAUCACUAAUUUCCGGCGAGCAAACUAAACCCUAGUUUAUCCCAGGCCCGUCUCAGGCUACGCCCAUACCCUUCUCUCUCUUUAUCUCUCCUCUCUUACUUUCUCUCUCUACAACCAACCAUCAGAUCGGCGAUAAUCUUUAUCUCCGGCGGAUAUAGAUACGGCUUUGAUGAUGGAAGACGACGAAGAGGUGCAGUCGCAGGCUUCGGAAGGGACAGGAUCUCCUGGUUCUCCUCGAUCCAACGGGAGGAUAACGGUGACGGUCGCCGCCGCUCCUCCACCUCAGAACACAAAUACCUUGACCUUGGCUUUACCCAUACAACAGCAGUCGAAGACCUCCGGAGGAGGCGGCGGCGGCGGCGGAGGAGGAGGCGGCGGCAGAGAGGAUUGCUGGAGCGAAGGUGCUACGGCGGUGCUAAUUGAAGCCUGGGGUGAAAGGUACCUGGAGCUGAGUAGGGGAAAUUUGAAACAGCAGCACUGGAAAGAUGUUGCAGACAUUGUUAGCAGCCGUGAAGAUUAUUCCAAACCCCCAAAAACUGAUAUUCAGUGUAAGAAUAGGAUCGACACCGUGAAGAAGAAGUACAAGCUUGAGAAGGCGAAGAUCGCGGCUGGCCAAGGGCCCAGCAGGUGGACAUUCUUCGAGAAGCUGGAACACUUGAUUGGCCCAACAGCUAAGGGCAACAAUACCAGCGGCAGCGGUGGCUUUGCUGGACCUUCCGCGAGUAACCAGAAGGUUCCUAUGGGUAUACCUAUGGGAGCUAGAUCGGCUCCUCAGCUCCGGCAACACCAGCCGCCAUUGCAGAUGCAGCAGAAGCAUAAACAGGCAUUUCGGAGAAGGCCUCCUAUCGAUUCAGACACGUCUGAGUCAGAGCCGGAGCCUUCCCCUGAUUCAACUGAUAGCUCUCCACCUCCCACUUAUGAGAAAAAGCGGCCAAGGAUUCAGCAGAGGGAGCUGAUGAAUUCCAGUGUAGUUAGACACGCAAUGCCUAGAGGAAGAGACGGUGGCGCCGCCAACGCAAGCGGCAGCGAGAGAGAUAGGAAUUGGGCGAAUUCAGUGAGAGAGUUGACUCAAGCAAUUCUGAAAUUCGGAGAAGCUUACGAGCAAGCAGAGAAUGCAAAGCUGCAGCAGAUGGUGGAGAUGGAAAAGCAGAGAAUGAAGUUUGCAAAGGAGCUGGAGUUGCAGAGAAUGCAGUUCUUUAUGAAAACACAGUUGGAGCUGUCACAAUUGAAGAAUAGGAGGGUUGGGAGCAGUAAUCACCAUAGCAAUAACACCACCACCACAGCCACCAACAAUAACAACAACAACAACAACAACAGCUUUAGCAGUAACUAGGAAGCUUUUUAAAUUAGGUUGGUUAGUGUGCAUUUUAGGCAAAUGACUAAUGCUCAUGUUUCUUUUACUCAUUAUGAAUGUUCAUGUUGUUGAAUAGAAAUCUGUAGGAUCAUUUUAGUUUGGCAGAUCUAUGGUCAAUGCUGAACAUUGUUGUAUCAUUAUUUUACUUGUGAAACUGCAACUCGUGUAGAAUGAUGAGAAAAAAUUGUAGUUCCUUAGUGAUCAAGUGAAAUUUAGUACUUUCACCAUGCUUUCUACUGUA
This is a messenger RNA of Ipomoea nil (Japanese morning glory), 1624 nucleotides long. RefSeq names its product trihelix transcription factor ASIL2-like. Bases 199 to 1362 code for a protein of 387 amino acids. The transcript has a single exon. Gene Ontology annotation, molecular function: transcription cis-regulatory region binding. Gene Ontology annotation, cellular component: nucleus. NCBI's taxonomy places the organism in Eukaryota, Viridiplantae, Streptophyta, Magnoliopsida, Solanales, Convolvulaceae. The record is from RefSeq and is a predicted model, not a curated record.